Messenger RNA from Daldinia loculata, 2756 nucleotides. Its product is annotated as fungal-specific transcription factor domain-containing protein. Gene Ontology annotation, cellular component: nucleus. Gene Ontology annotation, biological process: positive regulation of transcription by RNA polymerase II. Gene Ontology annotation, molecular function: zinc ion binding; DNA-binding transcription factor activity, RNA polymerase II-specific; transcription cis-regulatory region binding. The transcript has 2 exons. The record is from RefSeq and is a predicted model, not a curated record. The coding region runs from base 345 to 2111 and encodes 588 amino acids. Lineage: Eukaryota; Fungi; Ascomycota; Sordariomycetes; Xylariales; Hypoxylaceae.
AUUAUGUUGUAAUAAAAUAUCCAAAUAAUAUUCUUCAUUGGCCAAACAUCGUCGGUUUCUUAUUCGCUUUAUUACAUAACUCCGGAAAGUCAUCAAGGGUCCAUUUUCAGAUCUCUGAUUUCUCAGCAAGACGGUGUCAGACGCCAAGCACAUACAUGUGAGUUGACAAGAUCAAGGGGAGACUGUUAUUCAAGACCGCACUUAGACCUUGAAGCAAACCACAGAUCCCCGUCAGAUCUAAUACCCUUGAUCUGGUAGCACCCGUUAUUCAUUCAAACAAUCACUAUUACUUUAGGUACCGUCACUCACGUCUCUUUUACGGCUUCGGCGCCUAAUCAUACCUCAUGGUUGUGCCAAAGGCUUGCCAUAACUGCCGGAGCCGACGCUUACGAUGUGACCGAUCUGUCCCCGUGUGCCAUAAAUGUACGAGCACCGGACAAAAAUGCCUUGGAUACGGAAAGCUGUAUAAAUGGGUUGACAAUAAGACGCCGGGAGACCGAAUAUCCGCAAAGUCUUCGGUCUACUCCACCCCUAAAACUCGGGAGCAUGUCAAGUUCCAACCGGACGAUCCGGCAUACGAUGACCAAUAUGUGGUAUUCCCUCAACAUACUAGACUCUGUUCUCCCAAUUUCACAUUGUUAGAUCCACUGUUCCAAGACUUAAACACAUCAUCACGACAUUAUCUUAAUUAUUACACUACCCGUUUCUGUCAAGAUCUCAUUAUUUAUGAUUCGCCCCGUCGUGGUGCCAAUCCAUUUAGAGAUCUAAUUCCCAUAUCUCACAAGUAUCCCUUUCUUCGGGAAAUCAUCAUUGCGGCAUCCGCCUUACACUUCUGCAAUGCUGCACGAUGGCACAAAAGCCCGCGGCCCGCAGCCGACUCCCUAGUAGAUGCCUUACAUGCGCGGCAUAGAGCUAUUAAAUCCUUACAAGAUGUCAUAGAGCAUCGUAAGGCUUUUGGCGACAUUCAGAACGAUGAUGCAGGUAGAGACGCACUGCUCGCUGCUGUGCUCUUUUUCGUCAACUUUGCGCUGGUUGAUUCGGGGAAGGGUGGCUGGCGAGCUCACAUGAACUUCGUCGGUACACUCCUUCGCAUGCGGACAUCUAGUCCUUCAAACCCAAUAGAAUUAGGACCAAAGCUAGAAGAAGAUCCUGGCUUUAGUCCAGAUUUUACGGCGUAUGAUGCGCUUAUUCCGCUACCAUUCGUGCAUCGUCCUGCGACGUCCUCCCAGCCCCUAAGCAUUCGUGAUUACAUUGCUUCAGACUCUAUAGCUUAUUAUAUCUGGAGUAGUGCACUUGACUCUCUUGUACCAUCUAACAAUAACUUCGUAACGGUACCCUCGGCAUUUGAUGGGGAUGAUAUUGAAAUCUUUCGUAUCCUUCUCCGCACCGAGGCCAACAGUUAUCAUAGCUGCCCUUCCAGUUUGCUGUACGCCAUUUAUCGAACAUCGCAGCUAGCAAGGAAUAUCAGAUCAAACGAGACCAGUGUUUUGAGUGACAAGCAGAUGCAAUCUUGUCUUUCACUUUUAGAUCAGGUUCAAGCUUUCGAUAGCGACGCUUGGGCUGUUAAAGUAUGUGCGCAGAUUGCAGCAGUUGUCGGUUAUGCAGACGAGACUGAGCUACACCAUCGAAGACACAUCGCUGCUACUUACCGCGCUGCUGUCUUCCUAUAUAUCCUCUUAGUUGCUCCAGAACUACCACACCAAAGUCCCCACCGCGAGGGUAAAAGCUUUCCCGCCCUGUCUAGUACCGCUGACCUAGCUACUACAAUUCUGCAUCACCUUUCCUUCGUCCCAUCCCAUACUCCUCUAUUUAAAUUCGCUACCUGGCCUAUAUUCCUUACCGGUGUGGAAACGGCGGAUGAGUCUCGUAGGACAUGGGUGAUCGAUCGACUACGUGAUAUGAGGGACGUCUGUCCUUGGGGGAUGCUUACAUCGACGAUGGAAACUCUUGUGGAAAUAUGGCGGAUGAGAGAUAGUUCAUUAGCGACUAGGGGGUUAGUGACAGAUGAAUGUGCUCUAGGCGGGAAGUUCAUCAGCACACUGGAUCAAAAUGUCAAUAGCCACUGGCUAAUGCAACUACAAGGCUUCAAGAUCGAUUGCUUGAUUGUAUGAAGUCGGAUGCUCGCGCUCAGUGGUAUAAGCGCCGAGUUGGGGUUAUGACUUCUUACCCCUUACGAGGCAUGGGUAUAGAACAGAUGUUCUACUAUGAUCCAGAUAGCCAGUCAGCCUUUGGAACUCGUCAUGACACUAAUACACGAGAGCCUUAUAUGUAAUAGUAAGGAUGUAUAGAUCAGUUUAGUUCUGCUAUGCGCUUUCUCACAAGCACGAGGCCAUAUCUCCUCGGGGAGCUCCGAAUUCUCUUGAAUUUUGCAGCUUAACUCCUUAGCCUUUCCGUUGAAACUUCUACACAGCGAUCUAUGCUUGACGGUAGUCUCCCCAGUUGUUGACAGAAGCUUAAGUCUUUAGGGUAGCCACAUAGCCGUCAGUUAAGCACGGCGCCAAGCAUUUACAUUUCCUUGGCAUUGGCUUCAUUGUGCUUAGCUGCUUCUUAUCACAGCCUUCAUUUUCUCUCGCUAAAGUUGAGGAUGAAUAUAGAAUGGUGUAUUGGAGUUGAGAGCAUAAUUAUAUCUAAUAAUUCAAAAGUAGUAAGUUAUUGGCAUGUACAAGUAAAAGAGGUAAGCAUCAAAGUUCAAAGUGAUUCAUUGUUAGGUAAAUAUAUGGUGGUUACCGAAGGUCAAUACAGUAUCUUAUCAAAUU